CAGUUCUUCUUCCCGGCCGCAAGAUGUCAGUGUAUUAUGUCGUGAGACAUCGACUCUUCCGGGAACUUUGACACUUCCGUAACCUUCACGCGCUUCCUGCAUGUGAAAACAAGACCUCCGUCCUUAAACGGACGCGUGAAACCGUCGUAAAUGGCUAAAUAUUUAGCACAGGUCAUCGUGAUGGGAGUUCAGGUGGUGGGUCGUGCUUUUGCUCGGGCUUUACAGCAGGAAUAUGCAGCGAGUCAGGCUGCAGCACGGGCGAGAGGCAGCGCCGCAGGUCCACAUUCAGCCGCAGCCACCAACAUCACGGGGAUGAGCUUGCAAGAGGCACAACAGAUUCUCAACGUCUCCACGCUAAACCCAGAGGAGAUCCAGAAGAGCUAUGAACAUCUUUUCAAAGUGAAUGACAAGUCUGUGGGCGGUUCAUUUUACCUCCAAUCAAAAGCAGUGAUGCAAUCCUCCGACUCCUGCAUGCAAUCACACGGCAUGCGCGGCCAGCCAAGUGGAGGCGUCGGCCACACCGCUUCUCACCAGGAGGGGGAAGGCAAGAAAGAAAGAAGCGAAGCCGGUAGAAAAACAGUCCCAACUAGCGGUUGCUCGUUGCUGCAGGGGAAGAAAACCCCAGCUGACAUGCCAAGGCAGAGACGGGCAUUCCAUGGCCGACACGAACAUGCCAUGGCCAAGACGGGCAUGCCAUGGCCGAGACGAAAAUGCCAUGGCCGAGACGGGCAUGCCAUGACCGAGACGAACAUGUCAUGGCCAAGAAGAGCAUGCCAUGGUCGAGACAAACAUGCAAUGGCCGAGACGAACAUGCCAUUGCUGAGGUUGAGUGGAUAAAAAGGUUCUCCGCUCAUUCCGUGUGGAAGUGGUAAGUUUUUGGCUUCUUUUGUCAUUUGUCAUUCUUGCCCAGCUGACAUGCCAUGGCCGAGACGAACAUGCCAUGGCAGAGACGUGCAUGCCAUGGCCGAG
Messenger RNA from Doryrhamphus excisus (bluestripe pipefish), 969 nucleotides. NCBI's taxonomy places the organism in Eukaryota, Metazoa, Chordata, Actinopteri, Syngnathiformes, Syngnathidae. The record is from RefSeq and is a predicted model, not a curated record.